AAAACCAAAACACCAUUCAAACAAAUAUCAAAACCAGAAACUACUAAAAUUCCUUUAAAAAGUUCAAAUAUGCCUGGAAAGAUGUAUAUGCCAUAUUCCAUUAAUAAAUCCACAAAAGUUUAUGUAAUUAAUAAUCCGCUCAAUUCUGGUAUAAAACGAAUCGCAGUCCAUGGAAACACUUUUAGUACACCGAACAAAAAUAAAAAUCCUGGAGCAUUUAAGUUAAAUGAAUCAGAAAUCGGAUUUACAUCUAAAGAAAUGAAUAAAAAAAUUUUAAACAGACUAGAACCCAUAGAAAGCAGUUUUAAUGUGCCGCCACCGGAAUCAUGUUUCGAAUCAUUGAAUACUAGUAUAGAUUCGCAGGGUUCAUUAAACUUGGAUGUAUCAACAUCUACAGUACUAGAUGCGGUUGAGCAACCUAAGCCUAAGCCACCGCCGUCAAGUGAUAGUCCUCUUGUACGUAAAAUGGUUGCCGCUUGCGAAAGCAUGAUGGACACGAAAAUAGAAAAAAUAUUCAGUGCUUUCAAAAACAAAGAAAACAUGAGCGCUGUCAAAUCACUGCAUGAGACUAACGCACCCAUUGAUUUUGAAAACGCCACAGAUAUUUGGACCGGUAGUAUACGCAAAGAAAUUCAUAGUGUCUUAAGUGACUUUAUUAAAAGCAAGUCAAAGGCAAACAACACAUCAAAUAUUAGUUUGGAUAAUGACAGUUCAUUGUCUAUCGAUCCAAAUACAACAUGUCAACAAUUGUUUUCCAAAACUAGUCCAGUUUUUAAAGUACCUGAGCUUCCAAUUUCUAGAAACAACAAUGAUUCUAUUCGACGAUCACUCCGCAUAUCUGAACAAAAAGCUCUACGUGAUCAAAUGAAUGAUUCUAACAUAAGUGAAUCUUCAUUUAAUAGGUCACAUACUAGAAGUCAAUCACUCAUUAAGAUGUAUAAGGAUAGAAAAAAUUCAAUACGUCAAGCAAAUAACAGUGCUGAGAAAAAAAUCAGAAGAAAUUCAGUGAGCAAGAAUCAGAAUAAAUCCAUUAAAACUGUUGAUGAUAAGAAUAUCAAAUCAACAGUAAAUAAAAAUAUCACUUCUCAUUAUUUCGAUGCGCAUAAUGAUAUAAAAUCAAAAACGCCGAGUAAUAAAAACUUAAUAAAGCAUAGGAAAGCCAUUUUAGAUCUUUUGAACUCGGGAUCCAUAAAGCAAAUACAGGUUCUUCCACAAAUUGGCCAGAAAACAGCGUAUCACAUUGUGACACAUAGAACUUUAUAUGGAAAAUUCAAAAACAUUAAUCAAGUUGAGAAAUUGCCUAUUUGGAGAGGAAAAGCAUUUGAACGUUUUGCGGAGGCAAAUAUAUUGAGUUUUCGUUAGAUUUCUUUUUAAUUUGGAUAUUAUACUUUUGUAAUGACUACUUCUUCUAUUUUGUUAGUUUUAUAUAGCUAUUAUAUUUUUUUAUAAAUGUGAAAUUUUUAAUAUGAUGUAUCAUGUAA
Messenger RNA from Teleopsis dalmanni, 1481 nucleotides. Its product is annotated as kinesin-like protein KIF22-B. The record is from RefSeq and is a predicted model, not a curated record. The coding region runs from base 70 to 1362 and encodes 430 amino acids. NCBI's taxonomy places the organism in Eukaryota, Metazoa, Arthropoda, Insecta, Diptera, Diopsidae. The transcript is spliced from 6 exons.